GGGGAGGCGGCGGCGGCCAUUUUGAGUUGCCGCCGCCAUUGGAGUGGGGCCCCCCCCUUUUCCCCCUUUGCCUCCUGACAGUAAAGGUUUAAGGGGGACAGGGCCCUGGGAGGCCGGGCCGGGCUCGGGGGGCCCCCAGGGGCCCGGGCCAUGGAUGUGCGCCGUCUGAAGGUGAACGAACUUCGAGAGGAGCUGCAGCGCCGCGGCCUGGACACUCGCGGCCUCAAGGCCGAGCUUGCUGAGCGGCUGCAGGAGACGCUGGAGGCCGAAGAGCCCAAACAGGGGCGACCCGGGCACAACAGCGAGGAGGUCGAGACCGAGGGGGGCUCCGAGCUGGAGGGGACCUCGCAGCCACCGCCGCCGGGGCUGCAGCCGCACCCGGAGCCUGGCGGCUACUCGGGGCCGGACGGACACUAUGUCAUGGACAAUAUUACCAGACAGAACCAAUUCUAUGAGACCCAGGUCAUCAAGCAAGAGAACGAGUCAGGCUAUGAGAGGAGACCUUUGGAAAUGGAGCAGCAGCAGGCCUAUCGCCCAGUGGAAGUGAAGACAGAGAUGAAGCAGGAAGGACCCCCCAGCUUCCUCCCGCCUGAAGCAUCUCAGCUCAAGCCAGACAGACAGCAAUUCCAGAGUCGCAAGAGGCCUUAUGAAGAAAACCGGGGAAGGGGGUACUUCGAGCACCGAGAGGAUAGGAGGGGUCGCUCUCCUCAGCCUCCCGCCGAAGAGGAUGAAGAUGAUUUUGAUGAUACUCUUGUUGCCAUCGACACGUAUAACUGUGACCUCCACUUCAAGGUGGCCCGAGACCGGAGUAGUGGCUACCCACUCACAAUUGAGGGCUUCGCAUACCUGUGGUCUGGAGCCCGUGCCAGCUAUGGGGUCAGAAGGGGCCGUGUGUGCUUCGAGAUGAAGAUCAAUGAGGAAAUCUCCGUGAAACACCUUCCAUCUACGGAGCCUGACCCACACGUUGUCCGUAUCGGCUGGUCCCUUGAUUCCUGCAGCACCCAACUAGGUGAAGAGCCUUUCUCUUAUGGCUAUGGAGGCACUGGGAAGAAGUCCACCAAUAGCCGGUUUGAAAACUACGGAGACAAGUUUGCAGAGAAUGAUGUGAUUGGCUGCUUUGCGGACUUCGAAUGUGGAAAUGAUGUGGAACUUUCCUUUACCAAGAAUGGGAAGUGGAUGGGCAUUGCUUUCCGAAUUCAGAAGGAAGCCUUGGGGGGUCAGGCCCUCUACCCUCAUGUUCUGGUGAAGAAUUGUGCAGUGGAGUUCAACUUCGGGCAGAGGGCUGAGCCCUACUGUUCUGUCCUUCCUGGCUUUACCUUCAUCCAGCACCUUCCACUGAGUGAGCGAAUCCGGGGCACUGUUGGACCAAAGACCAAGUCAGAGUGUGAGAUUCUGAUGAUGGUGGGCCUGCCCGCUGCUGGGAAGACCACAUGGGCCAUCAAACAUGCAGCCUCCAACCCCUCCAAGAAGUACAACAUUCUGGGUACCAAUGCCAUCAUGGAUAAGAUGCGGGUGAUGGGCCUACGCCGACAGCGGAACUACGCUGGCCGCUGGGAUGUCCUGAUCCAGCAGGCCACCCAGUGCCUCAAUCGCCUCAUCCAGAUCGCUGCCCGCAAGAAACGCAACUAUAUCCUAGACCAGACAAAUGUUUAUGGGUCAGCUCAGAGACGAAAAAUGAGACCAUUUGAAGGCUUCCAGCGCAAAGCUAUUGUCAUUUGUCCCACUGAUGAGGACCUAAAAGACAGAACAAUAAAGCGAACCGACGAGGAAGGCAAAGAUGUCCCAGAUCAUGCAGUCUUGGAAAUGAAAGCCAACUUCACAUUGCCAGACGUUGGGGACUUCCUAGAUGAGGUGCUGUUCAUUGAGCUGCAGCGGGAGGAAGCAGACAAGCUGGUGAGGCAAUACAAUGAGGAGGGUCGCAAGGCCGGGCCACCCCCUGAAAAGCGCUUUGACAACCGAGGCGGCGGUGGCUUCCGGGGCCGUGGCGGUGGUGGCGGUUUCCAGCGCUACGACAACCGAGGUCCCCCUGGGGGCAACCGAGGAGGCUUCCAGAACCGAGGAGGAGGCAGUGGUGGAGGAAGCAACUACCGAGGAGGUUUCAACCGUAGCGGAGGUGGUGGCUACAACCAGAACCGCUGGGGUAACAAUAGCCGGGAUAACAACAACUCCAACAACCGAGGCAGCUACAACCGAGCUCCCCAGCAGCAACCACCCCCUCAGCAGCCGCCGCCGCCACAGCCGCCGCCACAGCAGCCACCGCCGCCACCCAGCUACAGCCCUGCUCGGAACCCACCAGGGGCCGGCAGCUACAGCAAGAACAGCAACAUGCCUGGCUCGAGUGCCAGUACCAGCACCCCCACUGUCAGCAGCUACAGCCCUCCACAGCCGAGUUACAGCCAGCCACCCUACAACCAGGGAGGUUACAGCCAGGGCUAUACAGCCCCACCACCUCCACCUCCACCACCACCUGCCUACAACUAUGGGAGCUACGGCGCCUACACCCCAGCUCCAUAUACCCCGCCGCCGCCCCCAGCCGCACAGACCUACCCUCAGCCCAGCUAUAACCAGUAUCAGCAGUAUGCUCAGCAGUGGAACCAGUACUAUCAGAACCAGGGCCAGUGGCCACCAUACUACGGGAACUACGACUACGGGAGCUACACCGGGAACACACAGGGGGGCACGAGCACGCAGUAGCAGUGUGACCCGGAGGCCCCUGCCGGCUUCCUCCACCAGCGCCCACCUCGGUCCCUUGUCUGCCCCACAGAGUCCUGUGGUGCUGGGGGACAGGUCAUCCCAGGGCUGCCUCCCUCUAGCCCGUGCCUCCCUUCUGAGGGACCUCUUCCCCUAUAGGGCUGGGCAUUUUUCUCUUGAUUCAAACAGGCAACAGUGACCUUUUAUUUUUUCUUCCUCUCCCCACCUCCUCCCUCUUCCUCCUCUUUUUCCCUUCCUCCUUUUUGACUAAAGACACCCCUCCCCUCCCUUGGUCAUACAGUGAGGCUGCAGUGACUGAGGACGACCCCUUGCUGUCCGCUGUCCCAGCCCUCCUCCAGCCCCUCAGCUUCCCAGACCCUCAUGCAGUUGGUUGUAAAUUCUUCCAGGAGCUGUUUUACUGUCUACUUUUCAGGAUUAAAACAAAAAAAUCAAAAACUUAAAAAAAAAAAUUUAAAAAGCAAGCGUGGAGGGAGGAAGCAGUGACAUAUUUUUUUGGUAAUUAUGCUUUUUUUAAUUUUUAGAAUUUGUCUGUUUUUACUGUGGGUCGGCUGUUGAUAUUUCAUCAGGAUAACCAUUUCUUUGCUGAGUUCAGGCAACCAACAAAGAGCCACACCCUCAAAACAAAACCACAAAAUCAUCUUUAACCUAACUUUUUAUACGAUGUCUCAGUUUCCCUUACAUAACUUUGCACACAAGCUUCUGUGUUGAGUUGAAUUGUAACUGCUUUUUGUAUUUGGAGAGAGUGUGACUAUUGAACUUGAAACCUUUUAUUCCAGGCGUCUUGGUAGUUUCUGGUGGGAGUAAGCGAGCGAGAGGGAAGAAGGGGAGGCGGGGGGAGGGGGCUCCUUCCCUUUAGAAUAUGAAAUUUUUCCCACUGCCUCCUCCCCAGAAAUCUCCCAGGUGCCAGACCUAAAUGUUUUUCCUACAGUGAUCCUCUUGAUUAUUUUUACUUCCCCUUGACCCAUAUGUUUUAACAGGAUUUUAACAAACUGCACUUAUUAAGAAAUGUGUUUGCCCUGUUUUGUUUUGUUUUCUUUCAAUAAAUGACAUGGCACCUCCCAGCAAGAAGGAAGAAGGGUUGAAACACUGAACUGUUACUGCAGUUGGCCUUUAAUUGGGGUGGGGGUCUUAUGAA
Molecule: messenger RNA, 3847 nt
Organism: Pteronotus mesoamericanus
Lineage: Eukaryota; Metazoa; Chordata; Mammalia; Chiroptera; Mormoopidae
Gene: HNRNPUL1
Product: heterogeneous nuclear ribonucleoprotein U like 1
Exons: 15
Coding region: 151-2694 (847 amino acids)
Cellular component (GO): nucleoplasm
Molecular function (GO): RNA binding; protein binding
Source: RefSeq, a predicted model, not a curated record